Messenger RNA from Lotus japonicus, 432 nucleotides. RefSeq names its product S-protein homolog 29-like. The coding region runs from base 1 to 432 and encodes 143 amino acids. Lineage: Eukaryota; Viridiplantae; Streptophyta; Magnoliopsida; Fabales; Fabaceae. The transcript has a single exon. The record is from RefSeq and is a predicted model, not a curated record.
AUGUUAAAAGUGUUAGGUACAGUUUUUUUGUUGAUGAGUAUCAUUGUACCAGAUAAGUUCAUAGUACCCGUGCAAAGUCAACAAGGUGGUCGUGAUAGAUGGCCCUGGAGAAAAAUUGUGCGUGUUCAAAAUGAUUUAGGUAAUGGUGUUACUCUCUAUGUCCACUGUCGUUCAAAGGAUGAUGAUCUUGGUGAACAUUAUCUUUCCAAUGGACAGUACCAAGAAUGGUCAUUUGGUAUUAGUUGGAUUGGCUCUACUCUUUUUUGGUGCAACGUUGGAUGGAACGAUGUGAAACAUAGUUUUGAGGCUUAUAAUAAUGGCAGAGAUUAUUUAUUGUGUGGAUCACAAUGUUGGCGAAGUAUUAAACCAGAUGGAGCAUACUUUUACCUUGAGAGGAAAGGACAUAGAUGGGUGAAGCAAUAUGAAUGGUGA